AAUCCUCUUUCACUGAACAUGGGGAAUACCGGAGUGGCAUAACAAUUGAUGUGAUUGACCCUUGCGAAUAUUGGGAAGCCUUUUAACCCAAACAGGCCCUGCUAUGGUGAGGGGUGUUAGCGAUGACGGAUGAGGAGGCGAGUUAUGAUGACUUCAUCGCCUCUCGACGAACUGGCCGCAGGAACGCCAUCCAUAUUAUCCCAGCAACCUCUGGGGCUGAGGGCCCCGCUGACCUGUCACAGAGUCUGGCACAGCUCAACAUCGACAAGUCAGGUGAUGAGGGAGAAAACAAUAAGGAGAGCCAGGACUCUGCAGCUAAAGAAGAGGAGGCGAAAGCUGAGGGCAGCUAAACUCACAUUCAUGGACUCAAACCACCGCCUCUUUGUCUUUACCUGAUCCCUGAAGGCUAGGCCUCUCAUUGGCUGGUUGCAUCUAAUGACUUUGAACAAACACCGUAAAAUCCUACUGCCACCAGCAGGAAGUCAUUGCUAUGGCAACCACAGCUCCAUUGAGCAGUUUCAUUAAAAAAAAUUGAAAUCUCAGAUGCAACUGAUUCAAUUUGAAAUAUGUGUAUGUAAAUAAUGCUGCAAUCUGGCACUUUCAAAUGGUCAAUCAAAGUCAGUCCAAAUCAGAACAAAACACAGGACAUUUUGAUGAAAUAUCAACGCUCUCAUCGCCUGUAGAUGGUCUAUGAAGAAGUCUUCAGCCUUGUAGUAUGUGAUGCAAUAGAUGCAGGAGUUAGCUUAUUAAAAACAGGGUGUUAAGUUUUUAUACGUACAAAAUGUGUCCAUAUAAUGUGAUUUACAAGUUUAAACGCUACCAUUGAGCAUUUUUAAAAGCAACUUGAACAAAAGAACAUUGAUUGCACUCCAAUACACUUGUGUGUGUUUUUAUAAUGUAGCAUAUAACUGUUUAUUGGAUGUAUGAAUUUCCCCGGUUUAUGGGAGUUUUUUUUUAAAUGCUUAAAGCCGUGAUUCGACAGACUACCUAUGAAUUUGACAUUUACCAACCUUCCUUUUAAACCACCAUACUAUAAUAGAACAAUAUUUUUCUGAUUAUCACAUCUGUGGAAAUGCACUCCAAGAAUGUCUGUCUUCAUUACCUUUUUAAAAACUGAAGUCAUUACUUGUUUGUCUUAGCCUCUUGACGACAUCAACUUAUAAGAAAAUAAAUGACUUGUUGGAAGAUUGGGCAUUUUUUACGUUUGUUAAUGAACUGUAUGUUUGCAGUGUAGUGAUCAUGUUAUAUUUUCUUUAUUGCUCUUUCAGGGAGUUAUGGUAUGGCAUUGUCAAAGACAUUUCUGUACAAUGUUGCACAUUUGUCCACUAAAUUAGUUUUGACAUGCAAUUAAAUGUUACCGUUGGAAACAUAAAUAGUGUCCAGAAGUAUUUUUGAAUGUUGUCCCAUCUAAG
Messenger RNA from Gymnodraco acuticeps, 1412 nucleotides. It is a transcript of the gene pkia, whose product is annotated as cAMP-dependent protein kinase inhibitor alpha. The record is from RefSeq and is a predicted model, not a curated record. Gene Ontology annotation, cellular component: nucleus; cytoplasm. Lineage: Eukaryota; Metazoa; Chordata; Actinopteri; Perciformes; Bathydraconidae. Gene Ontology annotation, biological process: negative regulation of cAMP-dependent protein kinase activity. Gene Ontology annotation, molecular function: cAMP-dependent protein kinase inhibitor activity. The transcript is spliced from 3 exons. The coding region runs from base 123 to 350 and encodes 75 amino acids.